Molecule: messenger RNA, 598 nt
Organism: Syzygium oleosum
Lineage: Eukaryota; Viridiplantae; Streptophyta; Magnoliopsida; Myrtales; Myrtaceae
Product: protein transport protein Sec61 subunit gamma-like
Exons: 3
Coding region: 107-316 (69 amino acids)
Biological process (GO): post-translational protein targeting to membrane, translocation; protein targeting
Cellular component (GO): Ssh1 translocon complex; membrane
Molecular function (GO): transmembrane protein transporter activity
Source: RefSeq, a predicted model, not a curated record
AUAUAAGACGGAUCAUUCUCUCGACUCCAAUCCCCGAGUUUCCUCUGUCCCUUCCGUUGCGAAUCGUCUCUUCGGUUUCUAGGGUUUCGAGCGCGAGAUUUGGGCGAUGGAUGCCAUCGAUUCCGCCAUCGAUCCCUUGAGAGAGUUCGCCAAGGACAGCGUCCGCCUCGUGAAGCGAUGCCACAAGCCCGACCGCAAAGAGUUCACGAAGGUGGCGUUCCGCACCGCGAUCGGCUUCGUGGUGAUGGGAUUUGUGGGGUUCUUCGUCAAGCUGAUCUUCAUUCCGAUCAACAACAUCAUCGUCGGUUCUAAUUAGGCCAUCAAGAAAGUGGAUUCAUGGGAAUAUGAGGCGGUUUGCCCAGAGCAUUAUUAGUUUGAUUGGACUGGACAUCAGUGUUGUUUGAGCUUAGGAGGCCCUUUGUUUUUCCCCAUUAUCUUUGUAGUUUAUACUCAAUACUGCAUAUUUUUGAGUGUUUUAAGUUCGUUUUCAUCAUAACCAACGAAUUUUCGUAGUUUUGACAUUGCAUCCUCAAUUUCUUUAUAGAACUAGUCGAUGGAAAUUUAAGUUUGAAAGGGAGGACGGAUCCUACUUAGCCUA